Coccidioides immitis RS is the source of this 201-nucleotide messenger RNA. Its product is annotated as copper resistance protein Crd2. NCBI's taxonomy places the organism in Eukaryota, Fungi, Ascomycota, Eurotiomycetes, Onygenales, Onygenaceae. The record is from RefSeq and is a predicted model, not a curated record. Bases 1 to 201 code for a protein of 66 amino acids. The transcript is spliced from 3 exons.
AUGAUACUUCGGGCCCCAGAUGUUCCUGCAGAAGCCGCCCCGCCGGGCAGUGUACUUGCGAACGGGCAGAGACAGAGAACCAUCCACCUACAGGGGAGACGUGUCCAUGCGGCCGUAGAAUUGCUGAUUAUCGGUCUGUCCAUUGAUAGAAUUUCAGGCUUUGCUGCUUGGGUGGGGAAUGUGCUGGGUGUCAAUAUAUAA